CGUGACGCCGUGACGCGCGCAUCGAUUCACGGGCCGACGACGAGGGUGCAAGGGCGGGUAGACGCAACUACGGCCGAAAAUCAAUCCCGAACGCGUGUAUCGCACUCGCGCGCGCGACGACGAGGAAAAUAAUCGGCGAGGCUGUUCUCCUGCUGGGAGAGGCGAGAAGGACGGUGACAUCCGAGCCGGUCGCGAUGCUGAAGAAAUUUUUCGGCAAGUCCGGCCGCAGGAUCCUGCGGGCAAUCAAAAAGCUGUCCACUAAGAGUCGUAAGGCCAAAAGGUCGCGCAAUCCCAGCUCCUGGCAUACGGCCAUUCCGGACCUCGAAACGACCUCGCUUUCGUGGUCUCUGCCAUCCUUAGACACCAAAAGCAUCGACACGUACAUGACGUACGUUGCCGAGAACCAGGACGACUGCACGUCGAGUUGUUGCUGUUGCGACGAAUACGAAGAGAACCAGAAGAACGAGAAUAGAGAAAACGAGAUGAUAAUCUAACAUCCGCAUCCAUAAGCGACAUGUAUCGCUCGUUCAUUUAUCGCUAUUCAAAUUCGUCGGCAGUCUAGCCGUCCAAAAGGGUGGCAAAGAAUCGCAGGCGUACGAUUCUUAAUGAUAUUUAACCCUUAACCGGUAAGUAUACGAGUAUGUUUUUUAUUUCUUGACAGUAUUUCUGUUAAUGCAAUCGCAAUGCAAUAACGACACCAAAGAGAAUGCUCGUCGAAAAUGUAUAAUCGGUUAAGGGUUAAUCACGAUCCCCUCCGUAAUCCGUUCCACGCACAGGGAGCGCUUUCGCUCUCUUUUAUUUUUUGAAAUAUAUCGUAUCAUCGAAUGAGAGAGAAUGAAAAAGAGAGAGAGAGAGAGAGAGAGAGAGAGAGAGAGAGAGAGAAGUUUUAUAAACUUUAAAUUAUUAUAAUUAUCGUAUCAUACGAUUUUUCAGUGCAUUAUCGUGAGAUAAGAAUGUGGAAAGAAGCGAUGCUUUAUUUCCACACAAUUAGUCUUCCAAUCUAGAUUUAUCGAUUUAUUUUAUAGUUUGCGUUUUGACGUUUGCACUUAUUUUGAUCUCAUUUAGUUACGUAAUUUCAACAAUGAUAAUGAUAGAUAUAUAUUACAUAUUUAUUACCAUAUAUGUUCGUCGCGUUAUAAUUACAAUAAUUUAAUAAUGAUUACGCAAACGCGAUUAUACGUUCAAAAUUAAAUUGAUUGUUGACUUAAUCUAUUCAGUUCGAUGACAAUUUUUUCCCCACAUUUUGUCGUACAAUAAAAGAAAAAAGCGCGACAUUUCUUCUCUUCGCGCGUCAUCAUCUCUUUCAAUAUAGAUAAUAGCAAUAUGUGACGUAGUACAAAAAAAUAUAUAUCGCCUAGCGUGUUAUCAUUCACGGAAGAAUGACAUUCGAAAUAUAAUACAACUUUUUUCCACCUAUCAUGUAAUUUUAUCACAUCGAGUUUAACUCGCAUAAUGAUUCUUUUGCAAGAUACAAUUUUUUUCGAUAUCGUGCACUAUUUCAAGUAAUCAAUAAUUUAUUUUCGCGCGAGACGCUCAAAAGCUACGCCAAAGCUGCACGUUUACAUGACGGAGCUUCUCCAAAUAAUUCAUUGAAGAUUAUAAUAAAAGAGAUUUUAUAGAAAAUUAAAUUUUUUAAUAUAAUUAAAGUAAUAAUUAUAAAUUAUAAUAAUAAAGAAGAUUAAAUUGUUUACUUUUCUAUUUGAAUUAUACACUCGCAUACGUCUUUUUGGGGCAGCUUUCGAAUAUUGACAAAUCAAAGCGUAAAAUUUAAUUAAUCAAUCUCACGUAGGACACUCUAAUUUCCUCCGCUAUUUAUCAAUGAAAGGGACUUUGUAACUCGAUGUCGUCGUCACGUUGAUCGUCCUAAGUGUCCAAUAUUUCUCGCGUUUAUGGUGUGCCUGUUAGAUUAGUUAGCCGAUACAAUCGAUCCUUGAUACAAGUAAACUCAUAUUUUUAUUCCUCGGAAUAAAAGUAUCGUAUAUUUCGAGACAAAUAAUACUUAAAAAAAAAUAUUGUACUUAAGCGAACGAAUUUUCUACGAUUUCGUUUCAAUCCUUUUCGACAAAUUCGAGUUAUUGGGUAUCGAGGACCUUUAUAAUGCAAUAAAUCGCACCGGCCUGGUCACCCGAACCGAGGUUUUUUAUUUCCGAUUUAUUUCCGGCACCUU
Messenger RNA from Camponotus floridanus (Florida carpenter ant), 2167 nucleotides. RefSeq lists its product as uncharacterized. Bases 195 to 494 code for a protein of 99 amino acids. The record is from RefSeq and is a predicted model, not a curated record. The transcript has 2 exons. Lineage: Eukaryota; Metazoa; Arthropoda; Insecta; Hymenoptera; Formicidae.